Molecule: messenger RNA, 1606 nt
Organism: Homarus americanus (American lobster)
Lineage: Eukaryota; Metazoa; Arthropoda; Malacostraca; Decapoda; Nephropidae
Gene: PTPMT1
Product: phosphatidylglycerophosphatase and protein-tyrosine phosphatase 1-like
Exons: 5
Coding region: 351-959 (202 amino acids)
Biological process (GO): protein dephosphorylation
Molecular function (GO): protein tyrosine/serine/threonine phosphatase activity; phosphatidylglycerophosphatase activity; phosphatidylinositol-4,5-bisphosphate 5-phosphatase activity
Source: RefSeq, a predicted model, not a curated record
UGAAGGUGUUGGAAGCCCACAAUAAUUAAUGUUAAAAUUAAUGCCACGACUACCACCGGGGAAAUCAUAUACGCUACAGGUUAUAUUAAUUGACCAAGAUUAUCAUGAACUAGUGAUAUAUACCAUGGACAUAUUAUUUUGUGCCUUAUUAGGUUGAAUUAGAUUUUAGUAACCUGGUUUUAAAAAAAUAGGGUUUGUUCGUGGAACUUUUUAACAAUGUCAAUAAUAGUGACCAGCUGAUUGCAACAACUACCCGGUGUGUCUUUAACAAAUUUCCGGAGAAAUUGGAGAAUCAGAACGUGAAUGUGGUCAGGAAACCGUUUUCUUCAGUACCAGUGUUUUUUACGCUUAUGAGACAAGUAUUUUAUUCUGCAUGCCUGAUGUCUUCAAAAUUCGACAUGAGCAAGAACAUGGGCUGGCUGUUUGCUCGGGUGUCAUUUAUCCCAACUCUGGUGUUCAAUAUGUGUAUGGAGAAAGUGACAUCACGUCGUUGGUAUGAUCAUAUUGACAACCGAGUGAUCUUGGGAGCCCUACCAUUCAGGAGUAUGACAAAGCAGCUCGUAGAAGAAGAAAGAGUUCGAGGUGUGAUAUCCAUGAAUGAAGAUUAUGAACUGAAGUGGUUGUCCAACAUGAAAAAAGAAUGGGCAGAGGUUGGUGUCAACUUCCUCCAGUUAAGUACAACAGACAUAUUUGAAGCCCCUUGUCAGGAGAAGCUUCAGAAAGGUGUUAAGUUCAUCCAGGAUUUUGAUACUCGUAACAGUGAUGGUCAUGUUUAUGUGCACUGCAAGGCUGGUCGAACAAGAAGUGCAACACUUGUCGCCUGCUACCUAAUGGCUAAGAAUGGGUCAACACCAGAAGCUGCUGUGUCUCACAUUAAAGAAUUCCGUUCUCACAUCUGGCUUGGACCCAAACAGCAUGAGGCUCUUCAUGUAUUUUACAGAAGAUUGCAUGAAAGAUAACACGUAGUUCUACUUAUUCCCUAAGUCUUCCAACUGUAUAUUUAUAGCUUUAACUUUGAAUGUUUCAUAGUAUUUAUGGAUGUUAAUUGUUAAAAGUACUGUAAUGUAGUUUUUUAUUAAUACUCAGUCUGUCCUUUAGUUUUAGUUUACAUAGUUUCAACCAGCGAUCUCUUACUUAUAAUAGUUUUUAAUAUUAAUUGUAGAUUAACUAUUUUAUAUGUAUUGCAGUGUAUCAGGGUUAAGAGAAAUACAUACAGUACAGUAUAUGUAUAGGAUAUGGAAAAUGUACUGUCUAAUCUAUCCUCUAAAGCAGUGCAGUGAUGAAUAUUCAAAAGUUGAUUAUUUUACAGGAAAUGUAUUGCUCUCCAUCACUAAACUUGUAAACCAGUACAGUGAAGUAAAUUUGAAAAGCCAUUACAUCUCCACAAACAUUUCACAUCAGCAUGCUAAUUUCAUGAUGAAUCAAAAUAUAUUCCUUCUUGGUGAUUGGUUUUUAUUCUUACAAUUUAUCUACAUUAUAAUAGCUAUGUGCCUUACUUUAAUGUAUGCUGACAUUUGGAAAUUGUCUCAAAGGUCAUCCGUCUUCCUCUUAAGUACAACUCUGUAUUGUGGAAUUCAUGCCAUUAUUAAAAAAAAAUUUAUACUAA